Molecule: messenger RNA, 1749 nt
Organism: Oryza sativa Japonica Group (Japanese rice)
Lineage: Eukaryota; Viridiplantae; Streptophyta; Magnoliopsida; Poales; Poaceae
Product: transcription repressor OFP1
Biological process (GO): negative regulation of DNA-templated transcription
Source: RefSeq, a predicted model, not a curated record
GACUUUUUUUUCUUUUUUCUUUUCUAAACUCUUAUAGCUAAUUUUGAUGUCCAUUGGAUCCAGUUCUAUCAAUCUAAACCAAUGGCUCUAUUCCUUAUAAAUUGGACCCCCCCCCCUUUCGAACCCUAGUCCCUUCUCCAUUCCUCCCCUCUUAGACACCGCCGCUGUCACCAUACCAAACCCUCCGCCUCUAGCAAGGUCGUUCACUAUCCCUUCGCUCUAGCCACCUCUCCGGCAAGCCAUCUUAUGCUUCCCUUCAUCUUGUUGGAUCUAUCAAUGCUUGCUUUGCCAAUCGAUGACGAUCACCACCCAUAGUCCGGUAAGAUCCAGUCAUGCCCAUCUCGCUAUUGCACGACCACAACGGACCAUAGUCUAAUCUAGCAGUAACCCACUUCACCGUCCACGACCACCACCGCGUAGUGCUCCAGUCUGUAUAAAACUUUCCUCCAUCGCAAGCUUUUUGCCAAGGUGAUCACCAGCUGAGCCUGUAAGCGCACGCCCACACAAACACUCUGGUCUGUGUCUCUGCCGCGCACCAGAGCGUGGUGGGUGUGUCUCUUGUCUCCCGCGCCCCCAGCCCACGCACGCCACGCGAUGCCAGCCUCCUCCUCCUCCUCCCGCUGGUCAUGGUUGCACAAGCUGAAGCUGCGGAGGAGGAGGAAGAAGAAGAGCAAGCGGGCGAGCCCCGCGUCAACGGCCCGACCCUCCGACGCGUCCGCCGUCCCCCCGGCGGCGCCACGCCAGCCACCGGCGGCGGCGGCGCCGGCCGGCGGCCUGAGCCCGUGCUGCUGCUACUGCCCCAACAGGGAGUCGUACUACCUCAACAGCGCCGACCGCGCGCGCCAGGAGGACAGGCAGGACAUGUUGCUCCCGUGCGACGACGAGGUGGAGGAGGAGGAGGCUCUCGACGUCGGCGUCGACGUGGUCCACCGCCGGGCCGACGGCCUCGACGCGCCGCCAGCGACGCCGGAGCUCAAGCUGAGGCCCAUCGUCACGAGCCGGCGGCACGCCGCCGCCGGCAAGAACGAGGCGUCGGACAGCUCAAGCACCUCGGCGGCCACGACGCCGUCUACCAGGGCGCGGGGGUUCCACGUGAGACCGACCGCCGCCAGCAGGAGGCUGCGCCGCGUCGGCAGCAGCGGCGGCGGCCACGACAGCAACAAUGCCGGCACACCGGUGUCGGCGCCGGCGCCGGCGUCGUCGUCGUCGUCGGUGAGCGCGGGGAGGCCGAGCCGGCGGCCGCGGCGGCGGCGGAUGUGGCUGCGGGAGAGCGAGGCGGUGGUGUUGGAGUCGACGGAGCCGGAGCUGGAGCUGGUGGACAGCAUGAUCGAGAUGCUGUGCACCAAUGGCGUCCGUCGGCUGGAGGACCUGCAGGACCUCCUCGCCUGCUACCUCUCGCUCAACGCCGCCGAGCACCACCGCACCAUCGUCGCGCUCUUCCGCCGCGUCGUCCUCGUCUGGAUCCACCUCGGCAGCCAGAGGCUUCUUCCCGGCCAGUGAUCAAACCAGCUCAGUGAAUCCAUUGCUCAACUCGAUGCAUGCAUGGUGAUCGAUCAUGGCGUGCUCAAUUGAUCAAUUCUUCAUGGUUACUUCCAUCCGAGUGAUGACUGAUCAACUCGUCAUCAGUUACUGUUAAUUUCUGUUCUUGACUUCUUGUACAUUCUUGAGACAUGGCGCUUGUGUUAAAAGAGAUCGGGUUGCUUGUCAGGUUAAGUAAACUAAACAUAGUUUUCUUUUCUCUUUCGUUAA